Molecule: messenger RNA, 1776 nt
Organism: Rotaria sp. Silwood2
Lineage: Eukaryota; Metazoa; Rotifera; Eurotatoria; Philodinida; Philodinidae
Source: the annotation of a GenBank genome assembly
AUGGCUGCUGCAAUAGAAACUAAACUUUAUGUAACGAAUUUUCCAAGUUCAGCUACUCGACAACAAUUACAACAAUUUUUUUCACGUUUUGGUCGUGUACAAGAAUGUGCGAUUAUGUGGAAUUCAUAUGCAUUUGUUCAUUAUGCGACGAUGGAAGAAGCUCGUCGUGCACUUGAUCAAUCAAAUGGUGCAAUGUUUCUUAAUCGGAAACUUAUUGUUCAAUUAUCUACAUCACGUUUUCGACCACAACCAAAAGAAAUAAAUAAUUCUAUAUCACAACAACCUAAACAAUUGAUGGUUAUGGCUAACCCGCCACCACCAUCAUCAUCGAUUAAUUAUCAGAAUUUUACUAAUGGAAAUAAUACUGGAGGAGGAUCAACAAUAAAAAAUCAACAGCAGCAGUCAAAUACACUUGCACAACAAUAUCCGAAUGAACUCAAUUAUGAUAUGAUUACAAGUUAUAAUCCUCAACAUUCACUAUCAUGUUCAUCACCAGUACAAGAUGGAAAUAAUUUUUUUCCAAAUACAUAUCGUCCUCCAUCACCAUAUUAUUUACCUCAAGAAAUAAAUAAUGGUUAUUAUCCACAAUAUCCACCAAUGCCUAUAGAUAGAAUGACACCAUCACCAUUAUCACUUCAAACAAAUAAAAUAAAUCAUAUAAAAUCAAAUAAAAAUAUUAAAACAGAUGUUGGUGCAAACGGUGAAAUUCCGAAAUUAUAUUGUACGAAUUUACCAGAUAAUUGUAAAGUCAAUGAUUUACAACGUUUAUUUUCACCAUUUGGUCAUGUUAUUGAUUGUGUUAUUCUAUGGGAUUAUUAUGCAUUUGUUACAUUUAAAACAUUUUUAGAAGCAGAACAUGCUUUACAUACACUUCAUGGUUAUACAUGGAAAGAUCGACGUCUUAUUGUUGAGUGGUCACGUGCAUCAGGACGAAGACAACAACAAAUAUCACCAUCACCAACAACACCAAAACUUAAUUCAUUUGGUUCCGAAGUUUCAACGCCACCAUCACCACGUACUCGUCCAUCGACAUUAUUAUCUCAUCAAUCUGCUUCUAAUGAACAAUUUUAUGGAAAUAAUUCACCGAAAAUUCUUUCACCACUUAAAUCCCAAUCACCACAUCAUACGUUUAAUCAAAAUCUUGCGAUGAUGUCAAUCAUUCAACAACAACAACAACCUGUUUUACAUCAUCAUCAUCAACAUUCAUCAAUACCAUAUGGAAAUUAUACAAAUAGAAAUAAUUUAGAAACAUUAACAAAUGAAAAUCAACCAAUAUUUGAUGGUUUAACCAAUUCUUCAUCAACCCAUCAUCUAAAUUUAUCACCAUUUAUUGAUCGAAAUACAUCAAAUUCAAAUACACUUUUUCCAUCACCAUCUGAAAUUGCAACACCAUCAUCACCUGUCUCAACAACAAAUGUUUAUCAACCAUCGGAUAUUGUUGCCUUACUUGAACCAUCAUCAUCUGAUGUGUCAAUCAAUACAAAACCAACAGAAAAUUCAGUAGUUAAUGAUAUAACAAAUAUUCUAUCACCAACAAUAACAAAUAUUCAAUCAUCAUGUUCAUCAACUGCAGCAGCAACUGCUAAUUUAUAUCAAGAAAAUCUUUUGUCAUCAUUAUUUGGUUCAUUUGAACCAUUUAGUAAAUUAUUUCCAAUUGAUGAACAAUCAACAUCAACAUCACGUUAUAAUAUAUUACCAGCAUCGCCAUUAUUAACAACAGCACCUGAUAAUAGUCAUCAUCCUAUCUAUUAUGGUCAUAAUACUUCUUGGGAUUAG